AUGAGUCGCCCAUUGCAGCUCGACACCCAGGUGGGCCAGAGUCAGAGAUAUUCCUUCAUCGAAACACCUCUGGAGAUGCACUCAUCGUCACUGCAUCGUGAUCUCGAAGGCCACCCUCCAUUUCCGGCUGAACCUCAUCCACCGCAUCCACCUCUCCAGCAUCAACAACAGCAACAACAUCAACAGAAGCAGCAUCAACAGCAGCAGUAUCAAUAUCAACAACACCAACAAGAGCAGCAACGGCAACAGCAACAGCAGCCACCACCACCGCUCCAAGAGACUAUAAUCUCGCCAUCGCUCCAACAACCCGAGCAGGCCUCAGGCGUAUAUCAACAAGGCGGGAGGGUGUCACCUUUAGAAGAAGGCAGUGUACCAACCUAUUCGAGAUACCCGCAAUUUGACCAGCAUCCCAUUCAUUUCGCGCCUGUGAUCGAGUCUGCAAAACCGCAGCAACAGGCCGUUCGAUCACCGCAGUAUGCAUACAAUCCGCCGCCCAGCUCCCCCGGUCCUUUACCGAUAAAGACCAACCCGGAAGCCCCCAGACGAGCCGACACCUUCACCAUUACCCCCGAUGCGAAUCCUCUGCAGUCGCCCAAAUCUCCAUACUUCUCCCCUCCGUCGGCUGCGACACCAUCCCAGGCACCGACGAUAGAUGACUUGGCCUCAUACCACCAACCGGGGCAGAUCAUGCAUCCCAACCAAGAAGUAAACGGCGGGUCAUGGAAUCAUGGGCUGUGCGAAUGCUCGAAUCUUGGGACCUGUUGUCUGGGCUUGCUGGGCCCCUGCAUUCUGUACGGGAAAACGCAGCACCGUCUAUACAGGAAAUCGAAGAAAGAGGACCCGACAAAUAUGCUGGGAUAUGAGACGUGUAAUGGAUCUUGUACGGCAAUGGCCCUGUUGUGUGGGUGUCAAUGGCUGCUGGCUACGAUACAACAUACCCGAACGAGAAAGGCAUAUGGAAUCGAGGGCAACAUUGCAUCAGACUGUGUGCGCGCCACAUGCUGCACCUGCUGCACCCUCAUCCAAGAUGAGAAGGAAAUCCAACAGCGAGAGAAACAGCGCGGGCGUGCCGUCCUGGAGCGAGGCGCAACCCUGCUCUCCCCAUAUACAGCCCCGGGGCCAAUGUCGUAUCCCCCGCCACCAAAAUGA
This is a messenger RNA of Penicillium argentinense, 1149 nucleotides long. RefSeq names its product DUF614 domain protein. Bases 1 to 1149 code for a protein of 382 amino acids. The transcript is spliced from 2 exons. Lineage: Eukaryota; Fungi; Ascomycota; Eurotiomycetes; Eurotiales; Aspergillaceae. The record is from RefSeq and is a predicted model, not a curated record.